Molecule: messenger RNA, 1979 nt
Organism: Kickxella alabastrina
Lineage: Eukaryota; Fungi; Kickxellomycota; Kickxellomycetes; Kickxellales; Kickxellaceae
Exons: 1
Coding region: 231-1838 (535 amino acids)
Source: RefSeq, a predicted model, not a curated record
GCUAUUCUUUUAUUUGGCGCACAAAAGUUGUGGUUGUAUUUGGUAUUUGGCAUUCGCAAGUGGCAGAAGCGAUGCGACCACAAAGCCCAUGCACACAUUCACUUUAUUGCACUUCAUACUAACUCUUUUUUCCAAUUCUACCUUUAACUCUUUCUUUUAUUGCACUAUUAGGGCAGCAAGCACUGUUUUCGUUCCUCAGCCAGUACCGCGACAUUGGUAAUCUCGAGUUCAUGGACCUGCCGGCCUCGCUACAGUCGCAGGCGGAGCUGAGGCAGCUCAACGAGGGCGUGCUGCAGCUUCUGCCCGAUAUGCAAGACGUCAGCGGUCGCGCGCUACUGAUGGACCACUUAGUGCAUCAGCUUGACAGCUCGAACCCAAGCAAGCUCAAUGCUAUCCUGAACAUGGCCAACCCGCAUUCCGGCUCAAGCGCCGACCCCAUGCUCUCUGCUGCAUCGGGCAGCAACUCUAUCUACUCCGGCCAAUCGCCGCAGCCAGUAAGCGGGGGUGUCGCCGCAUCCUUUGACCUCACAUCCAGUCCCGAGGACAUGCACAGGAUGGGCAUGACUUCGAUGCCGCUGAACUCGUACAUAAUGUAUUCGCACAACUACCCGGGCAACAGCAUCCCGUCGUACCCGCCGCUGGUGUCGAUGCACAACCCGACGCUGACCGAGUUGGCGUCCAUGCCGGCCAACAACAACAGCGCACCCAUGCCUAUGCCCAUGAGUAACCCGUCAGUGCGCGUAUCCAGCACCCCUCACCGCAUCCCCUCAUUGUCGCCGUCCAUGGGCCGCAUCCCGGAUCCUGCGGUGAGCUUAAGGCCCAUUGCGCGCUCCCGCGGCAUGACCAGCGGCCCCGUGCCGAUGGUGCCGCCUCUAUCACUCUACUCAAACAUCUACACGCCCAUGCAGCUGCAGCAGGCCCAACAGGCGCAGUACGACCAGAUGCAGCAGAACAUGGCCAACCAACAGUACGCCCAGUCGGUAAUGUCUGGCCACCGCCCUGGAGCGCCGUCACUGCCGCCACUCCACGCCGGAUCGUACUCGAAGAAUAAGCUGCCCCUGCCCAAUGCGCAGAUUGACGACCCCGAGGUGCAUAAGGCGCAGAUGAACGCCCUGAUGGCAUACCGUGCCAUGGGGCUGCAAUGCAAGGCACCAGACAGCCAGGACGACGAGGACGACGGUUCUCAGGAACUGUCCUUGGACGAGUGGCUCGACGCAGAGAAACUCACUGAGACCGAGGUCCUGGGCAAUACCAAUAUGCUGACACCAGCGGCCACGCCCAGCACCACCCAGGUCGACGAGCCCGAGCUUGAGGACGCAGAUCUUAGCUCGGAGGCGUAUUACAUGAGCCACCCGUCCGUCAAGAACUCGCUCUUGGUACAGCGCUCGUCGGGCCAGAUGCAGACCAGAACAAUUAAGUCUGAGGACGAGCCCGUGUCGUAUAUGCGCCAGCGCCAGGCACUUGCCGCCAGCAAGGCCGCUGAGAGUGCCAGCGAGAGCAUUGAUGAUAGUGACGGGGGGACCACUGGUGAGAGCGCCGACGAGGAAGUUGAGGAGAUUGGCCGUGAGGAGCUUGUCAACGUCGCUAUGCAGUUGCUCGCGCGCAUCAACAUUUUGUACUUGCGCAAAGUGGAAGAAGAAAAACAGCAGCAGCAAUUGCAGAGCUCUGAGCACGACGAUAUAGAUGAUCUGGAACGCGAACUGGAUGCGAUGAAUAUUGGUGGCAGCGGGUCUGCUGCUCCUGUCAUCAAGGCUGUGGAGGACAACGGGCAGCAGGACAUCAUUAACCGGAUGGCCAAACUUGGACUGUCAACUAGUACCAACAGUGUGUGCGUAUAAUUGACACGCAAAAUUUUUUACAUAUAUUUUUUCUUUAGCUUUUUAUUUUCUUUGUCAUCAUAUAUUUCCAUUCAUAUAUUUUCAUUGUUUUCAUUCUAGUUCAAAAUUUUUAAUAAAUAUUUAACCUAUUUAUCGGACUAA